Molecule: messenger RNA, 336 nt
Organism: Effrenium voratum
Lineage: Eukaryota; Dinophyceae; Suessiales; Symbiodiniaceae
Source: the annotation of a GenBank genome assembly
AUGCUGCUUUGGCUCCAGGAUGAGCCCUCAGAGCCGCCGAGGGACCUAGCAGCGAGGCCAGACGCAGAGCAGCGAGCAGAUGCGAAGGCGGAGCCAGCGGCGGCUCCGGAGGCGGAGCCCCAGCCGCCCGUGCAGGCGCCCAGAAAUGCUGGCGCGGUGAGGUGGGAGGAGCUCCUCACUGAAGCCAAUGAGAGGUACUACUGCGAGGUCGCCACGGGACAUACGCAGUGGGACCUGCCACAUGAAGGUUGGGUGUCGCUAUUGGACGACGACGGUGCCAAGUACUACUGGGACCCGAUGGUGGGCACUACGCAGUGGGAUCCGCCAGAAGGUUAA